AUGGCGCCACGUGUCCCAGCGGAGCGUCAGCAGGUUCUGGGAGCUCUGGAGCGUCUGCAGGCCAAACUGGCCCAGAGGGAGGAGUGGACCCACAGUGAGACGAUGGGAAACCUGAGGGAGACUCUGCAGAAUCCGCUGUUCAACCACAUCCUGACCCUGCAGCACUCCAUCAAACAGCUGCGGCACCAGCUGAACAAUAUGCCGCCUGACACCUGCAGCGAGUUCAGUUUCUCCAAAAAGGGUCAGCUGAUCAUGAGCGCUGUUAAUUCAGCCAGCAGCUCCGCCCCGCCCUCCCUGUCCUCCUCCUCCAUCCUGACCAAUGGCUUGUCUCCACCCAUCCAUCAGACUCCGCCCUCAUCUGACCUCCUGCCGAAAUGGAUCCUCGCCACUGCCAAGGGCUGUCACACAGAGCUGGUCCGCCUGACUCGGCCUCUGUCUGGAGGUCUGGGCUUCAGCGUGGUCGGCCUGAACCCUGAAGGAACCAGCAGUCAGGGCGUCUUCGUUAAACACAUCCAGCCUGGAGGCGUCGCGCACAGGAACGGGUGUCUCCAGGAGAGGGACCAGAUCCUGGUGAUAAACGGCAGUCCUCUGGAGGCGGGGAUCAGCCAGCAGCAGGCGCUGACCCUCCUGCAGCAGCCCGGAGAGACGGUGGAGCUGGUGGUCGCCAGGGACCGCCCACUCAACGCAUCAUCACAACCUGCCGCCGCCAUCAACACGGAUCAGUGGGGUCACGCGGAGGAAAUCGAGCUGGUGAACGAUGGAUCUGGUUUGGGCUUCGGCAUCGUGGGAGGGAAGACGACCGGGGUGGUGGUCAGGACGCUCAUCCCAACAGCGUGGCUGACAAGAUUCCUGACGGUGGUGCUGGAGGCCAAGGCAAUGCCAUCCAAGGCAACUAUGUCUGCAGACAAUGCAGAGGGGCGGAGCCGGGCUGCACAGCGCUGA
Micropterus salmoides (largemouth bass) is the source of this 942-nucleotide messenger RNA. Its product is annotated as inaD-like protein. The record is from RefSeq and is a predicted model, not a curated record. Lineage: Eukaryota; Metazoa; Chordata; Actinopteri; Centrarchiformes; Centrarchidae. The coding region runs from base 1 to 942 and encodes 313 amino acids. Gene Ontology annotation, molecular function: protein binding. The transcript is spliced from 7 exons.